AUGAAUGACUUGCUGGGUCUAUCGAUCUAUCCUUGUUUUUAAGUCGAUGGUACAAGACAUAUACACUGAUCGGUCGAUGGUGGCUCCACAGUACCGCUUGACAGCUGCUUGAAAGAUAUGUCAAAACACCAUUUGACAAUUGACAGUAUGAAUUACCCGCCCAAUUUUUUGUUUGUUUUUGUAAUAAUUUCUGGUUAAUUUGUUUAUAAUUUUGUCCAGUUAUUUGGUUUAAAUAUAUUAUAAUGGAAGAAGAAAAACUCUUAAGCCGUAAACAGAAUGCUCAAAGAAAUAAUAAUAAAAAGCGACUUAUGGAUGCAUGCUCAGAUUUAGCAGAAUUGUAUAUGAACCAGGGUCGCUACAAAUUAGCUAUUGCUCAAUACAAGCAGUUGGUAGAUCUACAUCAUAUCGAAAAUGAUAUGUACUAUGCCCGAAUCAACAGGGGUAUAGGAGAGGCAUAUCAAGGACUCAGAUUAUUUGAAGAGGCAUUGAAAUACCAUCAAAUUUAUCUAGAUGUGGUACUAGUCCAAAAACAGCCAAACUAUUUAGAGAAACAGAGGGCUCUUGCAACAUUAGGUCAUACUUAUCUAAUUUGGGCAUCAGAAACUGAAACAGACAAAGAAACGAAGUUGGAAAAAGCAAACAAGUUUCUGAUGGACGGUUUAGAAGUGACAGAGAGCCUUAGCAGCAUAAACCAACUAGAAAAGGCUGACAUGCUGUCCAGGCUGUACACAAAUUUAGGAUUAGUUAAGGAGAUCAAAGGACAGUAUAAUGAUGCUGCAGAUCUCAUAAAGAAGUCGAUAGGCAUCUGUAAACCACAUGAUAUUUAUGAGCAACUCACUAGAAAUUACUUGUCUAUGGCUGGUUUGUGUGAGAAAAUAGGAGAUAAUAAUGAGGCCAUCAGAAAUUAUAACCUGUGUAUUGAUGUUGCCAAAAAGGUGAAAAGCAAAGUUUCUUUGCUAUCUACUGCAUUGCUUGCAAAGUCUGAACUAUUAGUCAGGCUUACAGAAUAUCAUGGUGCUAAGACAAUUCUCCAAAAAGCUUAUAAGCUUAAAGGCUUGAGUGAUGAGGAAAGAAAAAAUAUUGGAGAAAAACUUAAAGUCGUUGUCUCCAUGUGCCAAACCGAAGAUAAAUUAGUGGUAUCAUCUGGAGAUCAUAAAGAAUUGAAGAUUCUCUAUGAAAAAAUGGGCGAUGCUGCUUGCAUCUUCCAAUGUUAUCAAAAAGCUGUAGAAUACUACACAAUGAUGCUUGAACAUGCUCAAAAAUCAGGUGGGAAUGAUGAGGAACUGAAAAAUUGUUAUUUUAGUUUGGCAGAAACCUACAAAGAUAAUGGUGACUAUUUUCAGGUAUGGGCUGAAACUAAAGGAAAGCUCCCAUCUCUAGAUUGAUGUUGAGGAUUGACUUCCCGAGUUAUCAAUGAAUUACUAAAACUUGGUACUUCAUAUAUUGAAAACAUCACUUAUUUAUAGGCAAUUUAUCACUAUGAGAAAGAAUAUGAAUUAUGCAAGGAAUUGAAAGACGGAUUGAAUACUUUGAGCAAUAUUGCUGAUACCAAAGAGAUGGCCAAUCUACCUUUGGAUGAUGUCAAAGCAGUAUACGAGAGAGCCUUCGAGAGUUGCCGAGCCGAGAAAAAUUUAAAGGAAGAACGAAGGAUGGUUUCUAGAUACAUUAUCUAUUUGAAUAGAAAUGAACAUAAGAAAGAGUUGGACGUCGCUUAUAAUCUUUUGAAAUCUCUUGGUACUCCAGAUUCUAACGAGGAAUCAUCAAGUUCUGAUAGUGAUAGUGAAGAUUCACAGACCAAGUUACCUGUUGGAGCCGAUAUUGAUCUGGAUGAACUUCAAGAUGUAUCAGAUAAUUCUGAUGAAGAAACUUAUGAAAUGUCACCCAACAAAAAACGAAGUAAACGGUUCACUAUCAAGAAGAAUGAGAAAGGUGAAACUCAGCUGCACACUGCUUGCAUCCACGGUCAUCUGCAAGUGGUACGUCACCUGUUAGAUUUGGGGCAUCCGGUAAAUGUGAGAGACUUUUCUGGUUGGAUGCCUCUGCAUGAAGCCUGUAAUCAUGGCCACUUGGAAGUGGUCAAACUCCUGGUGGAAAAAGGAGCAGCUGUCAAUGAUAGAGGGGGAACUUACUGUGGAGGUAUAACUCCUCUAUAUGAUGCUGCCCGCAAUGCGCAUCUACAAAUUAUCGAGUACCUUUUGGAUCAUGGUGCAUCUGUUAAUACGAAAACUGACGAUGGAGAUACUACCUUGAACAUACUGAAAACUUAUCAUGGAGGGGAUAAAAUUCAUGAAGAUCAAUGGCCCUUGUAUUUUAAGCUGAUAGAAAGACUGGGAGAAGGCAUGGAGAAGGCUGGACAGAAGGCGGAGCCUUGCCCGCGUAGUAGGAGUUUUGGCUUUGUUGAUGAGGAUGAUGAUCCGCCUUUAGAAAGGUCGUCACGACGUUCAAAUAAGAAUAAGUCAGCAGUAAAUGGAACAAAAGAGGUACGCGACUCAUCUACAAGUAAAAGAUCAGCGCUUGUAACUGAGGAGGAAAAUAUCUUGUACGAUGAUUGGCUUGUGGUAGAUGUUCCAAAUAAACCAAAAAGGAGACGAACCAGCUCGUCCUUAACCAGAACUAGCAGUAUUAGGUCCGACAGCCCGAUGAAUCGGAAAUCAGUGUCACCAGCCAAGAAGAGGGUCAGCGAUGAAUUUCUCGUGCCAGACGACUACGUGGAAGAAAACGAACAAGACUAUUCUUGGAUUUCUCCUUUGAAAAGCCCGUACAAAAAUACAAGUCAAGAGAGUAAAAGGAAACGUCAGGUGUCACUGCUUGACUCUGGAUUUAGUAAAGAUCGAACUACGGGUCUGUCGAUUUCACAAAAUUCAAUAAAACGGUAUAAUUCUGGUGGAACUUCCCAACAAAAGCAGGCCAAACUUACAAAGUUCACUCAGGCGACAAACCCUGUAGGGCAGGAACAUGUUACACGUGAAGUUCCUGAACGUGCAGUCGUUCCUCAAGUCUCAACCUGUCCUCAGACACCAGUAGAAGACGAGGUCAGGUUCGUUGAUAUACUUGUGGAGAACAUCACAUUUAGGAUUGCAGUUAUGUCUUCACAGAUCCGCGCUAAAAACAUCGGUUGGUUAGCAGAACAGGCAGCUUUAAAGUACGAAAGGAAAGAAUGCAAAAAGCCGGUAUUGGAGCUUCAGUCUAGCACAGGUGCCUUGUUAUCUGACAGUGACCCUUUACAAAUGCUUUUCGUAAAUGGAAGGCAAGCUGAAUCUGUCGUAGGCAAAGUAGUAAAGGUGAUACUACCUCCUCUGGUUGAUAGAUACAAAGAAAUGUGUGCAUAUUUAAAUGUUGAUGUCGAAGAAGACCUGUGCACCAAACUGGAAGAAGUUUUCACUUCACUCAGUUUACAAGAUAAUGGCAUGUUCGGAGAAUCACUUACUCCCCUAUGCAAAGCUAUCACCCACCAAUCGAGUCUCCUAGAACUGAAUUUAUCUGGAAACUCUUUGGACAUUGAAACCUUUCAAACGCUAUGCCUCACCCUACCGACGCUCACCAACCUUAUGACGCUCAAUUUGAGGAAUACUGGCCUGACGUUGAGCCAUUUGCACCAUAUGGCUUUUUUAGAGACCUCCUGUCAGUCGGUAUUGAAGAAUCUCACAAAUCUCGAUUUGAGCGAUAACCCACUAGGCAACCAAAGUCUGCACUGUUUGUCCCGCCUAACUGAGCGUUUUACCCUGACGCACAUAAGCUUGUCAAACGUCAAACUUGUCAGUCCGUUGCGCCUUGGUGGGGAGACGGCGCUUCACCUUAGCGAAGUGGUGGAACUAGAUAUAAGCAAUAAUUGUUUGAACGAGUCUGAUUUGGCGGCGAUAUUCCAACGUUUGACUGGUACCAAGGUGACGUCGCUGAAUCUGUCGAAUAAUGAUAGCAAGGAUGUGGUCGGGGCCUUGACACGUUUGUUGGAAAUGCCGAGUUUGAGGGUUGGGAUUUUCAGUAGGUGCAACGUGAACGACAGGCAGUUGGACGAACUUCUGAGAUUUAGCACAGCUGUGGAAAUGUUGGAAUUGUCAUACAACCCUCUACUCACUGGCAUUUCUUUGAAAAAAAUUUUGGAGUGUUCGAAUUUGCGCCAGGUACACCUAGUGCAUUGUGAUGGUAUUUUAGUUAACUGCGAUGUAUUUGAGGUUAAUAAGUUCUUAGAACACAGUGGUGUCAGGAAUCUAGUAAUAACAUCAGAUAUCGAUGAGAUCUAUCCAUGUCAAGAUUUAAUUGAAGCUUUUCAAAGAAAAUAUAGCGAUUCAGUUGUAACGAAAACUGAAAGUUACUUAGGCCUUAGAACUGGCUGAUUUGGUACUGUUACCUAGUGGUAAAUAGUCGAUUCAUCUGAAUUGUUACAGUGGAUAUGAAAUAAGUAUAUUUUCAUUCGAAAAUAUCGUUUUAGUUUUUUAAUAUGCUUAACCGGCUGGUGGAAGACUGAUUUUUUUUAAUUUUACACAAAGCAUUUUGUACUGUUAUUUUUGAAAUUCGUUGUUUAAGUGAAACUUAUAAAUAAAAGUAAUGUUAUGUUAA
This is a messenger RNA of Acanthoscelides obtectus, 4557 nucleotides long. NCBI's taxonomy places the organism in Eukaryota, Metazoa, Arthropoda, Insecta, Coleoptera, Chrysomelidae. The record is from the annotation of a GenBank genome assembly.